Messenger RNA from Diceros bicornis minor, 4240 nucleotides. It is a transcript of the gene TCF7L2, whose product is annotated as transcription factor 7 like 2. Gene Ontology annotation, cellular component: catenin-TCF7L2 complex; beta-catenin-TCF complex. Gene Ontology annotation, biological process: canonical Wnt signaling pathway; regulation of transcription by RNA polymerase II. The transcript has 16 exons. Lineage: Eukaryota; Metazoa; Chordata; Mammalia; Perissodactyla; Rhinocerotidae. Bases 508 to 2532 code for a protein of 674 amino acids. Gene Ontology annotation, molecular function: DNA-binding transcription factor activity, RNA polymerase II-specific; RNA polymerase II cis-regulatory region sequence-specific DNA binding. The record is from RefSeq and is a predicted model, not a curated record.
AAUAAUCUCCGCUCCCAGACUACUCCGUUCCUCCGGAUUUCGAUCCCCCUUUUUCUAUCUGUCAAUCAGCGCCGCCUUUGAACUGAAAAGCUCUCAGUCUAACUUCAACUCACUCAAAUCCGAGCGGCACGAGCUCCUCCUGUAUCUUCGGCUUCCCCCCCCUUUGCUCUUUAUAUCUGACUUCUUGUUGUUGGUGGUGUGUUUUUUUACCCCCCUUUUUUAUUUAUUAUUUUUUUGCACAUUGAUCGGAUCCUUGGGAACGAGAGAAAAAAGAAACCCAAACUCACGCGUGCAGAAGAUCUCCCCCCCCUUCCCCUCCCCUCCUCCCUCUUUCCCCUCCCCAGGAGAAAAAGACCCCAAAGCAGAAAAAAAAGUUCACCUUGGACUCGUCUUUUUCUUGCAAUAAUUUUUUUCGGGGGGGGCAAAACUUUUUGGGGGUAUUUUUUUUUUUUGGCUUUUCUUCCUCCUUCAUUUUUCUUCCAAAAUUGCUGCUGGUGGGUGAAAAAAAUGCCGCAGCUGAACGGCGGUGGAGGAGAUGACCUAGGCGCCAACGACGAACUGAUUUCCUUCAAAGACGAGGGCGAGCAGGAGGAGAAGAGCUCCGAAAACUCCUCGGCAGAGAGGGAUUUAGCUGAUGUCAAAUCGUCUCUAGUCAAUGAAUCAGAAACGAAUCAAAACAGCUCCUCCGAUUCCGAGGCGGAAAGACGGCCUCCGCCUCGCUCCGAAAGUUUCCGAGAUAAAUCCCGGGAAAGUUUGGAAGAAGCGGCCAAGAGGCAAGAUGGAGGGCUCUUUAAGGGGCCACCGUAUCCCGGCUACCCCUUCAUCAUGAUCCCCGACCUGACGAGCCCCUACCUCCCCAACGGAUCGCUCUCGCCCACCGCCCGAACCCUCCAUUUUCAGUCCGGGAGCACACAUUACUCUGCGUACAAAACGAUUGAACACCAGAUUGCAAUUCAGUAUCUCCAGAUGAAAUGGCCACUGCUUGAUGUCCAGGCGGGGACCCUCCAGAGCAGACAAGCUCUCAAGGAUGCCCGUUCUCCGUCGCCCGCACACAUUGUUCAGUGCCCCCUCCCUUGCUGCACUCAGGGACAUGACUGUCAGCACUUCUACCCCCCCUCAGACUUCACUGUCAGCACUCAAGUCUUCAGGGACAUGAAAAGGAGCCACUCCUUACAAAAAGUUGGGGAGCCCUGGUGUUUGGAGUCGAACAAAGUGCCGGUUGUGCAGCACCCUCACCAUGUCCACCCUCUUACGCCUCUUAUCACGUACAGCAAUGAACACUUCACCCCGGGAAACCCACCUCCACACUUACCAGCUGAUGUAGACCCCAAAACAGGAAUCCCACGGCCUCCGCACCCUCCAGACAUAUCUCCAUACUACCCACUCUCGCCCGGCACCGUAGGACAAAUCCCCCAUCCGCUAGGAUGGUUAGUACCACAGCAAGGUCAGCCAGUGUACCCAAUCACGACAGGAGGAUUCCGUCACCCCUACCCCACGGCUCUGACCGUCAACGCUUCCAUGUCCAGCUUUCUGUCUUCCAGGUUCCCUCCCCAUAUGGUCCCACCACAUCAUACUCUACACACGACUGGCAUUCCCCACCCGGCCAUAGUCACGCCAACAGUCAAACAGGAAUCCUCCCAGAGUGACGUCGGCUCACUCCAUAGCUCAAAGCAUCAGGACUCCAAAAAGGAAGAAGAAAAGAAGAAGCCCCACAUAAAGAAACCUCUGAACGCAUUCAUGUUGUAUAUGAAGGAAAUGAGAGCAAAGGUCGUAGCCGAGUGCACGUUGAAGGAAAGUGCGGCCAUCAACCAGAUCCUGGGGCGAAGGUGGCAUGCACUGUCCAGAGAAGAGCAAGCGAAAUACUACGAGCUGGCCCGGAAGGAGCGACAGCUUCACAUGCAGCUGUACCCUGGCUGGUCUGCACGGGAUAACUAUGGCAAGAAGAAGAAGAGGAAAAGGGAUAAGCAGCCCGGAGAGACCAAUGAACACAGCGAAUGUUUCCUAAAUCCUUGCCUUUCACUUCCUCCGAUUACAGACCUGAGCGCUCCUAAGAAAUGCCGAGCGCGCUUUGGCCUUGAUCAACAGAAUAACUGGUGCGGCCCUUGCAGGAGAAAAAAAAAGUGCGUUCGCUACAUACAAGGUGAAGGCAGCUGCGUCAGUCCGCCCUCUUCAGAUGGAAGCUUACUAGACUCGCCUCCUCCCUCCCCGCCCCUGCUAGGCUCCCCUCCCCAGGAUGCCAAGUCACAGACUGAGCAGACCCAACCUCUCUCGCUCUCCCUGAAGCCCGACCCCCUGGCCCACCUGUCCAUGAUGCCUCCGCCGCCCGCCCUCCUGCUUGCCGAGCCCGCCCACGGCAAGGCCCCCGCCCUCUGUCCCAACGGGGCCCUGGACCUGCCUCCCGCCACUCUGCAGCCGCCCAUCAUGUCCUCCUCGUCGAUUGCACAGCCGUCAACAUCUUCCUUACAUUCCCACAGCUCUCUGGCUGGGACCCACCCCCAGCCCCUGUCCCUCGUAACCAAGUCUUUAGAAUAGCUUUAGCUUCUGAGCCCCGCUUGGUUUGUGGAGUGUUGCGUUUGGCUUUUCUUUCUUGUCCCCUGUUCGAAAGGUUUCGUUUUGUACUCUUUUAAUUUUGUGCCACGUGGCUACAUUAGUUGAUGUUUAUCGAGUUCAUUGGUCAAUAUUUGACCCAUUCUUAUUUCAAUUCCUCCUUUUAAAUAUGUAGAUGAGAGAAGAACCUCAUGAUUCUACCAAAAUUUUUAUCAACAGCUGUUUAAAGUCUUUGUAGCGUUUAAAAUAUAUAUAUAUAUACAUAACUGUUAUGUAGUUCGAAUAGCUUAGUUUUAAAAGACUGAUUCAAAAACAAAAAGAAAAAAAAAAAGCGAUUUUGAAGCAGCCCUCCAGAAGGAGUUGGUUCUGUAUUAUUUGUAUUAAAUACGAGCUUGCGAACCAAUCAUUUUACAUCUGGUUUUUAAACCAUAAUAAGGGCACGAGGAAUGUAGUGCCAUGACUUUCUCUGUUUUUUUUUUCCUGUGUGAAACAACUUUUAUUGUGAUAUUACUUGUUAUUGUUUAAAUGUACAGAAACAAAGGGUUAAAAUGUGUUAAUAUACCUUGUUCCAUGGUGUUGUUCUUUUGGGGGGAGGGAAUGCUACUCAACAAUUAAUGGAAUCACAACGCUGUUGGACCAGUAGUAUUUAUUGCUUUAGAGAUUGCUUGUCGAACCUGUACGUCGUCCCUUUUAAAAUAUGUUUUCCUUUUUCUUGAAACUGUAUAAAGUUUUUUUCCCCUUAGCAUAAGCAUCUUAUAUAUAACAACUCAUUUGUACAAGGUUUUUAAGUUUAUAUAUAAAAUGUAUAUAUAUUUUUUGGUUUCCCUUUGUGACUUUUUUUUUUUUUUUUUGCUGUAUGAAACCCAGACGCCACCAAAUGGACAUUAAUAGUUGCAUUCAAGGAUCAGUAGCAUUAACAAAAGUUGCUUUAAAAGCCAUUAUGUAAAACAAGACUUGAAAAUUGGUGAGGGAAUCUUAGCGACGCUGUAUGCGCGACAGUGGGAACCAUCCUGUCUCCUCUUGGGACUCACAGUCGAAUGCCCUGCACCCUUGGGACAUGGACUGACUGUGUGCAAAACUUUAUGUGCCAAAAUUCUCAAUGACUUUAGCUUUCUCCCUCUUUUUGAUGCUGUAAUUUUUGUUCAUCAUGUUUUGCUGUGAUGUUACAUAGGUAGAUUUGUAUGUAGUUUUAAUGUCACCUAUAACAAGAUGUGUUUGGUAGCAGAUUGUCCAGAAAGCAUUUUAAAUGAAGAGGUAUAAACCCUUAAGGGCCAAAAUUCUGUAUAUUAGAUUACUCUUAAAGGAAAAACCAGCUGCCGCUUUUAUGUACAUGUAUGACAUACAAGUAGGUAGCAGACUUUAAAAAUAAAAAAAACCUAGGCAUGUUGAUGUUGCAAAAUGCUGUAUAAAGCUGAGACCCGUUCCUUCAGUGCCAUUGUAGUUGACAUGAAGCGAUUGUAAAACUGUCUCCGAUUUUUCUCUGGUUUAUUAAAAUGCUAACUAUAACAUUUUUUGUGAAUACUUUGAAUGUUUCCUAACAGUUGUGAUGUUACUGUUCCGUUUUAUGCUCUUAUUCCAAUUUCAUUUUUAAUGGUUUGGAAGCCAUUUUUGUAAUGAAUAAAUGUUCAUGCUGUACAGUAUCUGUAGCAUGCCGUUCUGGAUUAAUAAAAGCAACUUAGUAUGUGCAGACAAA